Messenger RNA from Symbiodinium natans, 2597 nucleotides. Lineage: Eukaryota; Dinophyceae; Suessiales; Symbiodiniaceae. The record is from the annotation of a GenBank genome assembly.
AUGCCGUUUCAGCGUCGACGCAGAAGUCCACCGAUGCCGUCCAAGCGCCUCCGUAAACAAAGGCAGCAUCUGGUCUGCAUGACAGCAGUCGCCUCAGUGGCUGCCACUGCAGGAAGGCGACUGGCGAAUUCCUUCGUGAUCCCAAAGGGGGCACAUGCGCUUAGUGUGCUCGCAACGCAAGGUUGCCAUGGCUCUCGGCCAAUGACUACCUCGUGGCAGCACCCUGAAGCUAGCAGGGUCAGCGUUUUGACCCGCCAUGUCUUUACAGCAGCCAAUGUGAAGGGAAGCGACCGCCAGGGCAGGUCCAGAGCAGCAAUAGCUGCUGCAGCUACGGCUGCAGGGAUGGCUGCAGGAGGGGUGCUUGUAGCAGAGGGUCCCAGCGACAAGGAACUGGCCUUCUCACAGAUAGCCAAGCUUCCACGACCAGGCUUCCAGACUAUCGGAAGUGCAACGUUCCUGCCUGAUGGAUCGCAUGUGCUCUACUUGAAGAGCUCAGAGUACGGCAGCUUGUCCCGUCAGCUCUAUGCCACCAAUGUUGGCACCGGAGAAACGUUUCCUCUAGCUUGUACACCUCCUGGUGUUGGUGAGGAGAAGGAGCUAAGCUUGGAGGAGAAGCUUCGCAGGGAACGAGCCCGGAUCAUGAACACCGGCGUGACCUCUUUCAAGGUGGCUGGGAAAUCCAAGGGCAGAGUUCUGGUUCCCAUGGGAGGUGCCCUGUACGUGCGGGACGGCAUUGAUCCCCAGGCUGAGUUGAAGCGUUUGUUCGAUCCCACAGAGGCCCCGUUGGGACCGGGCCCCAUCCUCGACCCCCAAAUUUCCGAGGACGGCUCUUUGGUCUGCUUUGUUUGGAAGGACGAGGUCUACUGCGUCCCUGCAGAUGGCUCUGCAAAGCCCCGGCAACUCUCUGCCGGCGCGCGCGGUACUGGCAAAACCCAUGGCCUUGCUGACUUCCUCGCGCAGGAGGAGUUGGACCGCUACGAAGGCUUCUGGAUCUCCCCAGAUGGUGGAAUGGUGGCGUUUGAAGAGGUCACAGAGGCCCACAUUCCACAGUUCCGCAUCAUGCACUCGGGCUCAGCGUCCGUUGGAGACGACGCACAGGAGGACCAUCGAUAUCCCUUUGCGGGUGAUGCGAACCCCAAGGUGAAGCUGUGUGUAGUCGCAGCGGAUUCUGGGGACGCGGCUGCAGGAGCACCCCCGCCCGUCACUAGCUUCGAUCUCACUGGGCCUUUCGGCGAGGACUUGUACCUCGGCCGGGUGCAGUGGAUGCCGGAUGGCUCAAUCAUCGCGCAGGUCUUGAACCGUGAACAAACGGAACUGGCGGUGCUGAAGCUCGACCCGAAGACAGGCUCGGUCGAGACACUCUUCACUGAGAAGACGGAUGUCUGGAUCAACAUCCACAGCAUGCUGAAGCCUCUUGGCAAGAAGGGCCGCUUCCUGUGGGCCAGUGAGCGAACGGGCUUUCGGCACCUGUACAUCUAUGAGCCAGGGGCAGGUGAGCUGAAGCCCGUGACCGGCGGGUCUUGGGAAGUCGAAGACGUUGCUGCGAUUGAUGAGGCCAAGGAAGCUGUUUACUUCAUGGGAACCUCUGAGGGCAACUGGCUCGGCAGGCAUCUAUUCAAGGCCAGUUUGAAGGAAGGGCCUACACAGCAGAUAGUGCAGCUGACUCAAGAGCCAGGUAUGCACAGUGUCGUGGUCGACGCGCAGUGCAAGACAUUUGUCGACACAUCCAGUGCAAUGGACCGUCCCGCAUCGGCAAAGUUGCGCAACUUGCAAGAUGGACGAGAGCUUUGCAUCAUCGAGGACAAGAAUGAGGACCCUCUGAUCGCCAGUCUGAACCUGAAGCCACCUGAGCUGUUCACGCUGCCAUCCACAGACGGGAAGGUGACGCUUCAAGCUGCCAUGUACAAGCCGGAUCCUGCCAAGUAUGGUGACGGUCCAUAUCCAACUGUGGUCUCCUGCUACGGAGGGCCGCAUGUGCAGUUCGUCGCCAACAGCUGGGGAAUGACGGUGGAUCUCAGGGCGCAGGCGCUGCGCAGCAAGGGUUUCUUGGUAUUGAAGGUGGACAAUCGUGGCAGCAACCGGCGGGGCCUGUACUUCGAAUCGCCUCUGAAGUUUGACAUGGGCAACAUCGAGGUAGAGGACCAGGCGGCAGUUGUUCGAUGGUGCGCAGACAAGAAGUUGGCGGACCCAAAGCGAGUGGCCAUCUAUGGCUGGAGCUACGGCGGCUAUCUGAGCGCUAUGUGCUUGGCCAAGGCCGGCGAUGUGUUCAAGUGUGCCGUAUCUGGUGCGCCUGUGACGAGCUGGGAUGGCUAUGAUACGUGCUACACGGAAAGGUAUAUGGGUACACCUUCCAGCAAUGAGAAAGGUUACAAGAGCAGCUCCGUCAUGGAGUAUGUGCAAAACAUCACCGGGGACCUACUGCUCGUUCACGGCCUAAUUGACGAGAAUGUGCAUUUUCGUCACACGGCUCGGCUCAUCAACUCCUUGAUCUCUGCGCAGAAGCCGUACCAGCUGCUGCUGUUCCCAAAUGAGAGACAUUCCCCACGGAGCCAAAAGGACAGGGAAUACAUGGAGGAGCGAAUUUUCGCAUUCAUUCA